CGGCCGGAGCGAGCGGAGGCCGGGGGCUAAGCUGUAUGGUAGCUCUGCUGCUCGGGCACUAUGGACAAGAACACGAAAGAGAACCAUUCCGGAUACCCCGGUCGUGCUGCCAAGGUUGCCAAUCCCAUUUGGGAUAGCCCAAAACGUGUCCCUGUGUCUCAGCAUUCUGCCCAGAGCCGCUUACUGAACAGUGGAGUCCAAGCACAACGUGUUCUGUGUCCUUCAAACUUGGCCCAGCGAGUUCCUGUGCAAUCACAGAAAUCUGUACUGUCAAACCAAAAACUGUCUCAUCACCAGACAAUGCAGCAGCCCCGACCAAAACUUCUGGUCCAAGCGACCUCUAGGCCUCAAGUUCCAAGCAAGAACAAUGAAAAAUCUCAACAGGCUCCAGUCCCUGCAAAGAAUUCUGAAGCAGAAAGCACCUCUAAACAGAGAAAUGAAGAGACUGCUAAAAAGAAAAGUGAAGAGACUAAAAAAAGGCAAUGGUCUCUUGAUGAUUUUGAAAUUGGUCGUCCUCUGGGGAAAGGAAAAUUUGGAAAUGUGUACCUGGCACGUGAGAAGCAGAGUAAAUUUAUUCUUGCACUGAAAGUGCUCUUUAAAACACAACUUGAGGAAGCUGGUGUAGAACAUCAACUACGAAGAGAAGUUGAAAUCCAGUCUCAUCUUAGGCACCCCAACAUUCUCAGAUUAUACGGCUACUUCCAUGAUGUGACAAGAGUCUACCUGAUUCUGGAGUAUGCACCUCGUGGAGAAGUCUACAAAGAACUUCAGAAGCUUACCAAGUUUGAUGAGCAAAGAACUGCUACUUACAUCACAGAACUAGCAGAUGCCUUAUCAUACUGUCAUUCAAAGAGUGUGAUUCACCGAGACAUCAAGCCAGAAAACUUGUUGCUUGGCUCAAAUGGAGAAUUAAAAAUUGCUGACUUUGGAUGGUCGGUGCAUGCUCCAUCUUCUAGGAGAACAACUCUCUGUGGGACACUUGACUAUCUGCCUCCUGAAAUGAUUGAGGGAAGAACGCAUGAUGAAAAGGUGGACAUUUGGAGUCUGGGAGUUCUAUGCUAUGAAUUUCUUGUAGGGAAACCACCUUUUGAAGCAGCAACAUACCAGGAAACCUACAGAGCUAUUUCCAGGGUGGAAUUCAAGUUUCCUCCAUUUGUAACAGAAGGUGCAAGGGAUUUAAUUUCCAAGCUCCUGAAGCAUAACCCAUUCUAUCGACUGCCCCUGAAGGAUGUACUGCUUCAUCCCUGGAUUACAGCAAACUCUACAAAGAUGCCUGAGAGCAGAAAAAGUGAUGUUGCUGCCUCAUCCAGAACAUAGUCUUAGCAGGGGAAACAUCAUGUGAUCAACAAGAGGAGUCUUGUACUGUGACUACUGUAAUGCUUACAAUAGGAGAAGCAGGUCAUGGAAUCUAAUGGCAAUUGGAAUGCAAAUCUUUGUGUUUGCUGUUGUCUUAAACUCUAAUUGCAAUGUAAAUUUUAGCUGACUUUUAGCUGGAGGUUGUGGAAUACUUAAUAUACUUGAAAUCCAGUUACACAUGGGCCAGGUUUGUUGGUGUAAGUAUUAAGCUGUUCAAGGCUCUUAUGAUGUGGUCUGUCCUGGUAAUGGUUCAUUGUUCCAACAGCAACAGGAAGCUGUGGUUCUAGCUUAUUGGACAGUGCAAUAUCCCAGAGAUACCUGCCUCCUAACUUGGCUGCUAAGGGUAUCAUCCUACCUGUGGUGUUAUCUGAAACUGAGCGAGGUGAAUGCAUUUCUAAGUGUCCUAAAAAUGAUGUGUGCAUUAUUUUUGUCUCUUUUUUGUCUUAAAUGUGAGCACUCAACUUUAAAAAUAAAGACUUGUUACAUACUGCUA
Molecule: messenger RNA, 1849 nt
Organism: Apus apus (common swift)
Lineage: Eukaryota; Metazoa; Chordata; Aves; Apodiformes; Apodidae
Gene: AURKA
Product: aurora kinase A
Exons: 9
Coding region: 61-1317 (418 amino acids)
Biological process (GO): mitotic cell cycle; regulation of cytokinesis; meiotic cell cycle
Cellular component (GO): spindle microtubule; spindle pole centrosome; chromosome passenger complex
Molecular function (GO): protein kinase activity; ATP binding
Source: RefSeq, a predicted model, not a curated record